Messenger RNA from Parnassius apollo (apollo), 1236 nucleotides. Lineage: Eukaryota; Metazoa; Arthropoda; Insecta; Lepidoptera; Papilionidae. The record is from the annotation of a GenBank genome assembly.
AUGUCGGAAAAAGUGUAUAAAGACUUUUGUGGUAUUAUUCCUGUAUGGAAGUACUUUUUGAAGGCCGAAGAUUCACAAACCGCAAAAUGUAAGUUGUGUAAAUCAAUAAUUAAAACGACCGGACGUUCGAUAAAAGGUUUACAUGUGCAUCUAAAGUCAAAACACAAAAUUGACAAGGAAAGCGCAUCAGACGGGAGCGGAAGUGCUGCAGCUUCUGCAACUGCGUCAACGUCUAGUUCCUCGACAUCGACUCAUUGUGAAGCUCAACCAUCAACCUCGGCAAAGAAGCACAAAAUCACUGACCAUUUUCCAAGUGCAAACAGUGCUGUAGAAACGAGGGUAUCACGCAUGGUGUCAAAAGAUGGUUUUUCAUUCCGGGUUUUCUGCACCUCGUCGGAUUUACGAGACCUUUUUAAAGCCGGGGGCUAUAAGUUACCAAAAUCGCCUAAUUCUAUCAAAUUAAUGGUUAUGCAUUUCGGCACGACUGUAAAAAUUACCAUUAUUCGAGAUCUUCUAAAGCUGAAAGAGAGCAACCACAAAUUCACCCUCACAUUCGACGAAUGGACUUCACCGAGAAAUAGGCGCUAUUUAAACGUCAAUGUUCACGCCUUGGCUAAUGAAAAAUCUAUUUUUUGGAACUUAGGGCUGGUGCGGAUUUACGGAAGUCUACCUGCAGAAACAUGUAUCACUGUUUUAAAAGAAAAAUUAUCAGAAUACGAGCUAUCUUUGGAUAAGGAUGUAAUCUGUAUUACCACAGAUGGUGCCAAAGUGAUGGUAAAAGUUGGGAAACUCAUCAAACCCCAUCAACAACUCUGUUAUGCACAUGGCAUCCAAUUGGCUGUUUUGGAUGUUAUUUAUAAACAAAAUACUUCUUCACGUAUUGGCCACGAAGCAUCAAAUGAAGAAAUGUCAGUGCGAAAUGAGACAGUUAGUGAAAGAGCUGAUGAGAAUUGUGACAAUGACUUGGAAAAUGACGAAAAUGACAUUUUUGAUUUGUCUUUUCCUACACCUACAAGUGAAAUAAACCUGACUGUGGAAUAUGCAGAAGUUGUUAAGAAGGUACGAAAAGUAGUAAAACUAUUUAAAAAUUCACGUACCAAAAAACGAUCUGCUGCAGACGUGCAAAAGACAUGGGAAAAAAUAUUGCUUGUUGGAUUGUCAAACAAGGUAGUCAAGCCUGUGCGAAAUAACAAUAUUCAACAAAAUAAGAUCGUGAGUAUCGAAAACCCUGAUUGA